This is a messenger RNA of Cetraspora pellucida, 390 nucleotides long. NCBI's taxonomy places the organism in Eukaryota, Fungi, Glomeromycota, Glomeromycetes, Diversisporales, Gigasporaceae. The record is from the annotation of a GenBank genome assembly.
AUGUUAGAUCUAAGAUUUAAAGACUUAGGUUUUAAACCAACAAAAUUUGAAUCAACAAAAGAUGAAUUAAAAUACAAGAUGAUGAAAAGUAUAAAAAAUAAUAAUUAUUCCUUAUCAAACAAUAAUUCACCUACUUCACUAUUAAGCUCACUAUUCGAAGAAACUACCCACCAGUUAUGCCCUAUUGAAACUGAACUAAAGAUUUAUUUUGAUAUACCUAAAAUGUUAUUAUGUAUUUCUGAAACUUCUGUUCCAUCUGAGCAUUUGUUUUCUAAUACUGGAAGCACAAUUACUGAUAAACGAGCCCGUUUUCAUCCCAACACAGUUCAUGAUUUGCUUUUCCUAAAAGAAAAUCAACACUGUUUUAACCCUUACCCCGAUUUAGAAUGA